GUCCAUUUCUUUUCUUGUCCGACGCGACUGCGCCUACGACUGCGACGUCAAUUGUCCUCCGCCCCCCUCUCUAUCUCAACGAGCUUGCUUCAGUUCCUCACCUUGAUGAAUACAGCGCAUCGCAAGGAACCGUAACCAUGGCGAUCAUAUCAGCGAAAACAAUCAUUACCUCCCUCUCCCUCUUCCAUGUCACCCUCGCAUACUUCUUUCUGACGAACCCGGCGACCAUCGCAGACCAGGCGAUGGUGUACGUGCUGGGCGAGUCGAUGGGCAUGCCCCAUGCGCGAAGCUUCGAAAACAGGUCUCCCGCCCUCGCUUUCCUCGCUGCUGUGCUGGGAAUACUAGGCAUCAGCGACCUCGUUACCCUCAGCAUGCCCGAAGAAGUCUGGUUGGUCUACCACUGGGGAACACAGGCACCGACUCGUAUGGUCAUGUCCUUCGGUUUUGUCCUCUACACCUUCCUCUUCGGCCCUUCAUCCCCCCUUUAUGGCGGAACCUCGAAAGGCGGCAGUCGCUUCGCCCAUCCCUCCGUCCAGUCGAACAAUCCGCGCUAUACACCUUCGACUUGGGGCGGCGACGGCCUCAAGAACCGUGUUUUCUUAACCUUUGCCUUCCUCGAGAUGCUGUGCUGGUUCUGGGUCUGGAUGACCCUGCGCGAGGAGCAGGAAGAGUUCCAGCGUAAGAACCAACACAAGAGGAGAGGAAGUCAGUCGGGGUACAACUGAGCAACAGGCUUGUCAAGUGCACUAAGCCGUUCGAUGGAGGUUCUGAAGGCGUCGCAUUCACCCAACCACAGGAGCGAUCAGACGAAUAUGCUUCCGCCCUACCGGAAGGCUCGGGCCGCUUGCGUGGCCCCUUUAGCAUUGCGUGGAGUUUUGGGAUGGCAGGCGCUACGAAAAAGGGCAUACUCGGCGUAAUAAUCAUUUGAUGUGCGACAUGACGGUUUUCUAUUUUUGGGCUCCCGAGCUUAUGAUUGAUAGCCUCCUACUCUAGGUAACUUGAAACAAAAACAAUGAGUUGGUAUGGGCUACAUCAUGAAUGAAAUGAGGCGUCUACUCCCAUCGCACCGAUUCCCAACCCUUCACGUUCGUUCGCCAGCUGUCGGUCACCCGCUGUGACCAAACACCAACGUGAGAACCUGCCACCUCGCGUAUCUGUUUCGACAAGUCGUCCCCAGAAUCUGUCUCAAACGUCCAAGAGCUCAGUUUCGCAUUCAGCGUGUUGCUUUCCUGCUUUAGGAGAGCCACCCGUGCCUUGCCUUCCGUGAAGGCAGUGCUAGCCGCGGCCUCGAGAGCCUUGACUCGCGCCACCACGUCCUUGGGCACGUUACUCUGCCCGGAGCGGUCCCUCUCCUUCUCACGGUCAUUGAAAGUCACUAUGUAAGACGUCGCCAGCUUCACGGCGGCGGCAGCGUCGCGAAGAAUCGACAGACCGUGGAGUGAGCCCAGCAUCAUUAGCGUCUUAGACUCUUCUGCAUCAGCUGGCGUCGAUAGUGCUUGCGCGCGAAGGACCUCGAGGCCAGACUUGAUCGCGGACACAAUGCUUGCCAGAAGCUCGGGAGGUGGUGGGCUGCGACUGGCGGAGACGGAGAGGGGGAUCAGGGUGGUCAGAAGUGAAAUGACUUCGUAGAAGGUUUCCUCCUGUUGAGUGAGAUUCUUUUCGCGAGCGUGGAGGAAUCUGCUGAAGGUAUUGCCCAGCCUCUGAAGUGAUUCCAGGACGAAGGUCAGCUCUGCCGCGGCCGUCUGCGCAACGUUGGCCACUUUGUAAGACGAUGCGGGCUUGAAGGUCAUGACCUCGAAGAACCUUUCUGCGGCGAGGGCCAAGUGGGAACGCAGGUUCUGGUUGAGACGUUAGAAAUGGUACCUAGUACAAUGGGAGGG
This is a messenger RNA of Colletotrichum scovillei, 1880 nucleotides long. RefSeq lists its product as uncharacterized. Bases 138 to 725 code for a protein of 195 amino acids. NCBI's taxonomy places the organism in Eukaryota, Fungi, Ascomycota, Sordariomycetes, Glomerellales, Glomerellaceae. The record is from RefSeq and is a predicted model, not a curated record. The transcript is spliced from 3 exons.